Molecule: messenger RNA, 2003 nt
Organism: Labrus mixtus (cuckoo wrasse)
Lineage: Eukaryota; Metazoa; Chordata; Actinopteri; Labriformes; Labridae
Gene: cavin4b
Product: caveolae associated protein 4b
Exons: 2
Coding region: 326-1237 (303 amino acids)
Biological process (GO): regulation of gene expression
Cellular component (GO): caveola; cytoplasm
Source: RefSeq, a predicted model, not a curated record
GGUGGAGUCUAUCAGUUCAUCUGACCGGUGUCAGGGUCAACCUCCAGUUGUAGAGGGGGGAUCUGGUACUCUGGGCCUCCUCCCCUGUGCUCCUCCUUUUUCCUUGGAUCCCUCAAUGACUCAACUCUUCUCUUUAUCGACGCGUUGAUCUUCCGUUUGUAUUCCAAGAUUUUGCUGCUGAUUGUAAAAGAUCCAGCUGGACUCUUCCACCUCCCUUCUUCCCUUUAACUUUUGGAUCACUUGGUUCUAACAGUCGAUCAAGCAAUCAACCAGGUAACUGAUUGCCAAGUCAACCGAAGGGGAAAACAGGAACAAAAGAGAAAGUAUGACGGACAAAGCUGGCAUGACAGGUGGCGGGGACGACGCAGGAAGCAUCAUGGCUUUGCUGGAGCGCGUGGCGGGGCUCAUGGACACCGUCCAGACCACGCAGCAGCGCAUGGAGGAGCGUCAGCUGGAGCUGGAGAGCACAGUCAAGACCAUCCAGGCCGAUGUUGUCAAACUGACCAAUGACCAUGCCAACACCAGUUCAACAGUCGACCGGCUGCUGGAGAAGACGCGCAAGGUCAGCCGCCACAUCAAGGACGUCAGGGUGCGUGUAGAAAACCAGAACGUCAGAGUGAAGAAGGUGGAGGCCACCCAAGGAGACCUCCUGGCCAAGAACAAGUUCAGGGUGGUCAUUUAUCAGGGCGACCAGGAGGUGAAAUCCGUCGCACCGGGCAAUGAACCGGCGGAAUCCAGCGGUGCCGGUGGCGCCGGUGCCAGAGCCGAGGUGGAACCAGACAAGUUUGAGCUCCCACCAGAGUCGGAUGAGGAGUACAUGGUGGUGGAGGAGGCAGACUCUUCUUCUGCCGGCCGCGUGAAGAAGACGGGGCUGUCCCGCAUCGAGAGUUUCAAAGCCACCUUCUCCAAGGAGAACAUGAGCAAGACCCGUGAGAACCUGGGCACCAAGGUCAACAGGUUUGGCGAGCGCAUCGUGACUGCCGAGAGGCGCGAGAAGAUCCGCCAAUCCGGCGAGAGGUUGAAGGAUACCAUCUCCAAGAGCGUCCCGGCAAGACUGAAGAAGGAGAGGACUGUGGCGGAGGGCCAGGAGGGAGCCGAGGGAGCCACUGAGGGAGCCUUGCCUGUUGUUCCUCCAAAGGGGCGUAAAGGCAGCCCGGAUGCUGCCAAGGCUGCUGAGGAUGAGGGGAAGGGGGAGGAGUCUGAGGUGCCGAUGUACGACAUGAAGCAGCUAUCGUAAAUCACAAGACAGUGAGUGGGAGAUUCUGCGCCGUUUUAUUUGGACCACUGAGGCCGCACAGAGAGAUGGGAAGUGAAAUGUUUAGGGUUGCUGCUACGGAGCAGAGCUACAAGAGUGAAAGUGUUGAAGAAGAACAUUUGUUUGUUGAAGGAAGUGAGCAGAGGACAGGCCGGUCACAAGUCCAAACUGACUGAACAUCAAGACAACAGGAAAAACACUGAGGAUAUUUCAUUAUGCAGUUAUGUGUGUUCUGGACAUUUGUGAUCAAAUCAGCAACUUAACAUGAUCUUUUAUGGUUUUGUGAUCAACAAAUACUGACUUUAAAAAUCAAUGGACAAAGAACUUUUCAUAUCAUCACACGGAGGCCGCUCACUUGUGUUUGCAUGCUGAAGACGUAGAAAUGUUGGAUUAUAAAGCUCUGACAGGGUUAUGUUACAUUUGGUUCUGUAAAAUGUUUGGAGAAAAAGUGAUUGCUGUAAGUGUUCUGCAUUCGGUACGGGUGAUUAGUUUGACGUCAAAAUGUUUGUGCCAUUGGGGAUCGACUCGACUGAUCUGAGAGAAUAUAAACUAAUUUAUCUUUGAGGUCAACAUUCAGGAGGAGACUUUGUGUUCAAUCGGAGGUCUUUCACCGGUCCAACAGUUGGGAUUUACACACCUGACACAAAAAGAGCGAUCCUGGUUCGAUAUCAAACAUUAUUUGGGACUAUGUUGAUUCAGGUCCUGGGUUCGAUGACGGUAACUUAGCACAUGGAGGACCCGUGAACAC